AUGAUUGCUCUAGGGCCUCCUGCUACCAUGAUUGCUCUAGGGCCUCCUGCUACCAUGAUUGCUCUAGGGCCUCCUGCUACCAUGAUUGCUCUAGGGCCUCCUGCUACCAUGAUUGCUCUAGGGCCUCCUGCUACCAUGAUUGCUCUAGGGCCUCCUGCUACCAUGAUUGCUCUAGGGCCUCCUGCUACCAUGAUUGCUCUAGGGCCUCCUGCUACCAUGAUUGCUCUAGGGCCUCCUGCUACCAUGAUUGCUCUAGGGCCUCCUGCUACCAUGAUUGCUCUAGGGCCUCCUGCUACCAUGAUUGCUCUAGGGCCUCCUGCUACCAUGAUUGCUCUAGGGCCUCCUGCUACCAUGAUUGCUCUAGGGCCUCCUGCUACCAUGAUUGCUCUAGGGUCUCCUGCUACCAUGAUUGCUCUAGGGCCUCCUGCUACCAUGAUUGCUCUAGGGCCUCCUGCUACCAUGAUUGCUCUAGGGCCUCCUGCUACCAUGAUUGCUCUAGGGCCUCCUGCUGAGGUCCUGGGGGCCUCACCCCCUAGAAGCAUCGAACCAUCUCUCCUCCUUAGGGGUCUUGUGCUAGCUCCAGGAACAUCAUAA
Molecule: messenger RNA, 594 nt
Organism: Procambarus clarkii (red swamp crayfish)
Lineage: Eukaryota; Metazoa; Arthropoda; Malacostraca; Decapoda; Cambaridae
Source: RefSeq, a predicted model, not a curated record